AUUUAUUCAUGAAAUAUUAACAGCAGUAGGAUAUAGAAGGAAGGCUUUCUCUUUUGAGUGUUGAAGAUCUUACUGAUUUGUUUAUCUUAAACAAAAUUAAUGAUGGACAAAGUAUGAGCAAAGUGAAAUCUCUUGGGGAUGACUAUGGUUUGGCUCGGAAGUUGAAUUCCGACAUAAAAGUAUUAGUACCCUAAGAGUUUUUAGUAAGGUCUUGGAACAGAAGCAGAUGUGUAAAGGAAUAGAGAAUGUUUUGGCGACAAUAUUCCAGUGGAGAAAGAACCAACAACCCUUUGUGAAUUGAUUAUGGAAUGUCUGGAGGACACAAUGCUCAGAAUUUUAUUGUUGGCUGCACUUGUGUCAACAGUAAUUGGAAUAAUAAAUGAAGGAUUGGCAACAGGAUGGACAGAAGGGUAAAUUUAUUAUUAUUAAUAAUUAUAGAGCAACUAUAUUCUUUGCAAUAUUUUUGAUCAUAUCGAUCACUGCAGGAAAUAAUUAUUUGAAAGAGAAACAAUUCAGAUAGUUGAGAAGAAGAUUGGAUGAUGGAAAAUGUCAAGUAAUUAGAGGAAAUAAGGUAACUGAAAUUGCAACCAAAGAUCUUGUUGUUGGAGACAUUCUAUUAUUUAAUUUAGGGGAUCUAUUUGUUGUAGAUGGUAAUAGAAUAAGUAUAUUAUUAUAAUAGGUUUGAUGAUAUAAGGAAGUGCAGUUAAAAUGGAUGAGUCAGCAAUGACUGGAGAAAGUGAUGAAAUAAAAAAGUUACCAUAUUAAGAAAUGGUGCAAUAAAAGCAAUAAUAAUUAAAUCAAGAUGCUGCAAGAGGCCAUACCAGUCCAUUUUUGAUAUCAGGAACUAAAUGCUUAGAUGGAACAGGUUAAAUGUUAGUUCUUGCAGUUGGUUAAAACACAAUCUCUGGACAGUUAAAGAAAUUAUUGAUUCAAGACAAUCCACCAACUCCAUUAUAAUAGAAAUUAGAAGGAGUGGCUUCAGAUAUAGGAAAAUUGGGAGUUAUUGUAUCAAUCUUUACAUUCAUUGCUUUAAUGGGACAUCUUGGCUACGAUAUUUAUUUAGGUUAAAUACAAUUCCAAAGUCUUAAGACCUUAUAAGUGAUAGUGGAAUCAUUCAUGAUUUCUGUAACCAUUAUAGUUGUGGCUGUACCUGAAGGAUUACCCUUGGCUGUUACAAUAGCAUUGGCAUAUUCGGUAGGUAAAAUGAAAGAUGAAUAAAAUUUGGUUAAGAAUCUAUCUUCAUGUGAAAUAAUGGGUGGAGCCAAUAAUAUAUGUAGUGAUAAGACCGGCACAUUAACCCAAAAUAUUAUGCAAGUAACUGCCUUGCAUGUUGAAGGGAAUACUAUUUAGAAUGAUGUCCAUACAAUUAAAUCUAAAUUGAAUAAGAAUACUGUUGAAUUAAUGUGUGAAAGUAUAUGCUACAAUUCAAAUGCAUUCCCAUAAAAGGAUAAAGUGACCAAUAAGUGGAUCUAAAUUGGUAAUAAAACCGAAUGUGCUUUGUUAGAGUGUGCUGAUAAUUUCAAUUACAACUUUUCAUAAUACAGACCUAGCGAUAAAAUCCUUAGAUAAAUCCCUUUCAACAGUAAGAGAAAGAAGAUGAGUACUGCAGUAUAUAAUCCAAAAACUCAAUUUGUUAGAGUUUAUACGAAGGGUGCCUCUGAAAUUGUAUUAAAUCAAUGCAUCAAAAUGGUAGGUGCCAAUGGCGUUGAAUAAGUCCUAGAUUAAAAUGCAAGAAAUUAAAUCUAUAAUACCGUAAUCUAAAAAUUUGCCUCAGAAUCCUUAAGAACAAUAGCAAUUGCUUAUAGAGAUCUCGAUCCUCAUUCUUAAAAUUCAAGUGUAUUAGGAUAAAUUCCUUAACUUACUAAAUAUACUUAAUCAAUCUAAGAGGAUGAUUUAGAUAAAGAUCUAGUACUAGUUGCAAUUGCAGGAAUCAAGGAUCCAAUAAGACCAGAUGUACCUAAUUCAAUUAAAUAAUGUCAUGCAUCUGGAGUUACUGUUAGAAUGGUUACUGGUGAUAAUAUAUUGACUGCCACAGCCAUAGCUAAAGAAUGUGGAAUUCUUCAAAGUGGCAAACAACCAGGACAAUACGAAGUCAUGGAGGGCAAAACAUUUAGAGAGUUUGUAGGAGGACUCAAGACAAGUAAAGACAAAGAUGGAAAUGAAAUCAAAGAAGUAGGAAAUAAAGAAAACUUUAAAGUGGUUGCUAGAGAGAUGAAAGUGAUGGCAAGAGCAUCACCUGAGGAUAAAUACAUUUUGGUUACUGGAUUGAUUGCUGAAGGUAAUGUUAUUGCUGUCACUGGUGAUGGGACUAAUGAUGCUCCAGCUCUAAAAAAAGCAGAUGUAGGGUUUGCUAUGGGUAUCACUGGUUCUGAUGUUGCCAAAGAUGCUGCUGAUAUUAUCUUAUUAGAUGAUAACUUCAGUUCCAUAAUCACAGGUACUUAUUAUUUGUAAUUUUAGCUAUGAAAUGGGGUAGAAAUAUUUACGACUGUAUUAGGAAAUUUAUUCAAUUUCAAUUAACUGUAAACUUAGUAGCUUUAUUUAUGUCCUUUUUGGGUGCUGUGGUUCUCAAAGAAUCUCCUUUAAAUACUAUUGAAAUGCUCUGGGUUAAUCUUAUUAUGGACACCUUUGCAUCCUUAGCAUUAGCAACUGAACCUCCCAAUAUUACAGUGCUUGAAAGGUAGCCUUACAAAAGAGAAGAUAAAAUUGUAUCUCCAACCAUGAAUAGAACCAUUGUAGGAGGUUCUGUCUAUCAGAUUGUUGUUCUGUGUGGUAUCUUGUUUGUCCUACCAAAAUAUAUGGAUUUAUCUAUACCUUAAGAGUUAGUAGGAUAAAAAGUAAUAAUUACAUGUUAUCAAUUAAGUUCCAUAAGAAUGUUGUGUAAAUGAGUAUAUUUUUCUAAUCUUUUGUUGUUAUGCAAGUGUUUAAUUCAAUUACAUGCAGAUAACUUGAUUACAAAACUAUCAACCCCUUUACAAAUGCAUGCAACAAUCCUCUAUUUUGGGGUGUCUAAACAUUCACUUUGAUCAUCUAAUGCAUCCUUAUUUAAUUCGGUGGUAAAUUCGUUAAAGUUUCCCAUUUAACUGUUUAACAACAUUUACUUUGCAUAGGAUUUGGAGUAGGUAGUAUAAUAUUUUUGGCUCUUGUUAAAUUAGUAAUUCCUGAAAAGUUCUGUCAAAGGGUUGAACUUUUUAGGGAAGAAGUUGUCACUGAAGAUAAAAUGGAUGAUACUUUAGCAAGCAGAUUAAGAAGAAAAUCAACCACAAGACAAAGAAAUAGAAAAACUGAAAAUCAAGAUUAUGUCACAGUAAGAAGUAUAUAAUAAAGUCAUUAAAGAAUGUGA
Messenger RNA from Paramecium octaurelia, 3340 nucleotides. Lineage: Eukaryota; Ciliophora; Oligohymenophorea; Peniculida; Parameciidae. The record is from the annotation of a GenBank genome assembly.